UUUAUAAGCAUGAUCAAUUUCAUUCUCAUGGUGAAUAAGUAAGGACAAACAAGAUUAGCUUAAUAUUUUUAAUUUCUGAGUGUUAAAGAAAGAAUGACACUUGAAGGUGAAUUGAUAAGAAAAUGUCUAUCUAGAAGUGAAACCCAAUGUAGUUUUCUUGAACACAGAGGAUACAAGGUAUAUAACUUAUUUAAUUUUUAAGAUUAUUUACAGAAGAUAUGCCUCUCUUUAUUUUAUUAUUGGAAUGGAUCUAGAAGAAGAAGUAAUUCUAUAUUGUUAUUAUUAAGAAUGAAAUGGCAUAUUUAGAAUUCAUACAUAAUUUGGUUGAAACUUUAGAUAAGUAUUUUGAAAAUGUUUGCGAAUUAGAUGUAUAUAUCUAUAUAUCUAUUUAUUUAGAUAAUGUUUAAUAUUGAAAAAGCUCACUAUAUUUUGGAAGAAAUGGUUAUGAAUGGUCAAAUCGUGGAAACUAAUAAGACAUAAGUCUUAGGUAUUCAAUUUUUAUAAAUAUUAAGCUCCAAUUCAUGUAUUAGACAAAGCUAAAGAUGAAUGAGCAUUUUGUUUUUUUUUUUUGAUUAUUGAUUUCAU
Messenger RNA from Paramecium sonneborni, 585 nucleotides. NCBI's taxonomy places the organism in Eukaryota, Ciliophora, Oligohymenophorea, Peniculida, Parameciidae. The record is from the annotation of a GenBank genome assembly.